UCACCCGCCGCCCCCUUUGACGCAUGCACCCCACCUUCCUCGAGCUUCCUCCCCCUCAUUUAUCGUCCUCCGGCCCACCGUAAAGACAGCAGUGCGAGUGGUCACACUCCGGAUGUGCGCUCGGUCCUUCACAUUUCCAGAACUGGGGAUGUCACGGUGUGGAGCGCUGUGGACAUACGGACACCAACAGGGCGACAUGGUAUACACGGUUUGCGGCGCGAGGACUGCCGAGAGUAAUGCGACUGGAACCUUUUACUAGAAUAAACCGAGGCGUUCUGACUGCUUAAUGGUAAUUUGAAGAUAAAAUGGUGACCAGUGCUGCUGCUGACUGGGAUCAAAUCCACUCCCUCCACCAACUGACAGUGUAGUUUGUAUGUUUGCCCUACAUCAGGGAAGAUGGACACCUCACCAUCCAAACUUGGACCAAAGAAAAGAGUGAAGAUUCACCCUAAGACAGUCACUGUUAAGUAUUCAUCCCAUUACCCACAACCUGGAGACGACGGCUACAAUGACACUCUGUCUUUUGAAGACAGUGGAAACUUUGUAGAUGAUAAUCCCAGCAAGACUUUGCUAACUGAUGGUAAAAGAUAUGGAAGGACUUUUUUUGGCACAAUGGAUGCCCGUCCCAAGCCCCUGGAUGAGACAGGAGACAAUGGAAUCAGUCAGCAACUACAGGGCUUUGCAGAUAGCUCCGUGUUCAACUCCAGAGUGACGUGGGCAGCCCUGUUUGGAGCUGCCCUGGCUCAUGGAUGUGUCGCUCUGGUCACAAGACUGGCAGCUGACCGCUCUAAUGUGCCGUCCUUGGAACUACUCUUUAUUCGUUCAGUCAUUCAGGUGUUUUCAAUAAUUGUCGUCUUUUAUUACCAAGAGCCCCCACUUGGACCUAAAGGAUACAAAUUGUGGCUCUUCUUCUAUGGAGUAUGCAAUGUCAUAUCUAUUACCUGUGCUUACACAUCCUUUGCAAUCGUGCCACCUAGCAAUGGCACCAUCAUGUGGAGGGCAACAACUACGGUGUUCAGUGCGAUAUUAGCUUUUCUUCUAAUCGAUGAAAGAUUGGCUUACACAGACAUUGUGACUGUGGUGAGCAGUGUCUUCGGCCUUUGUCUUGUAAUGAUUCCCAACAUUGUAGAUGAAGAUAAGUCUUUAUUGGGCUUUUGGAAAGAAGCUUUUGGAUACACCAUGACUGUCAUGGCAGGGUUAACUGCUGCCCUGUCCAUGAUUAUUUACAGAGCAAUUAAAGACAAGGUCAGCAUGUGGACGGCUCUUUUCACAUUUGGAUGGACAGGUACAGUUUGGGGAGCUUCUACUAUGUUUGUCCUCCAAGAGCCUAUCAUACCUUUGGAUGCAGAAACCUGGGGCUAUCUCAUUGCCAUUUGUAUUUGCUCCACCGUUGCAUUCUUAGGUGUAUACUAUGCUUUAAAUAAAUUUCAUCCAGCUCUGGUGAGCACGGUCCAACAUUUAGAAAUUGUGGUAGCCAUGAUCCUUCAGCUCUUAGUGUUACGUAUGAUCCCCUCUGUUUAUGAUGUCAUUGGUGGUGCCAUAAUAAUUCUCAGUGUCUUCAUCCUUACAGGAUAUAAACUUUAUUGGGUCAGACGGGGAAGGAGGCAGGAUUAUGAAGAGAUACUUGAUUCUCCCAUUAAGUGAUUGCAAUAGAUUAUUUUCUUUGUUCAAAAUGUCUGUGUUGCAGUGGAAGAUUCAGAUGAAUAUUUGAAUUACUCUUAUUGCUCAUAUAUGUACUGUACAAAUAUAUUUUGUAUUGUGACGUCAGAGUGCCAAUUGUGUAUUGCUCUUUAUAACUGUUUAGUGUCAAAUAAAGCAAAGAGCAAAAAUUGCAA
This is a messenger RNA of Erpetoichthys calabaricus (reedfish), 1835 nucleotides long. It is a transcript of the gene slc35g2a, whose product is annotated as solute carrier family 35 member G2a. The coding region runs from base 397 to 1644 and encodes 415 amino acids. The transcript has 3 exons. The record is from RefSeq and is a predicted model, not a curated record. Gene Ontology annotation, cellular component: membrane. Lineage: Eukaryota; Metazoa; Chordata; Cladistia; Polypteriformes; Polypteridae.